AUGCGUUGGUCACAAAUAAUGAACGCAAACGCGCUGCGGGUGUACUUUAGGCCAAAAGGGGAGGAAACUGGAAGUUUAGCGUAUCGGCCUCGGAUGCAUCGCUUUUUUGCAGAGCUGGAGCCAUCUCUAACCGUCACUGAGCAAAACCUGGCAGUUCAGGUUUGUUACAUUCUGCGCUCCAAGAUGUUAGGUGACGCCGAACUCGAACGACUACGACGUGAGGCUGUUCCGUCAUCGUAUGAAAAUGCUAUGGGUAUGCGGCGCCACGAAUUGCAUAGCAACCUUACAUACGUGGAUGCCACCGUGGAUAUUCUAGCUGUGGUUGAUUCAGACGAUUAUGGAAUAGUCUCCCACGAGCUAAAAAAUAAUGAGGAGCAUAUUGGAAGAGGCGAUGUUGGAAACGCGCAGUACGCCUCUCGAAAAUCGACCGCGACUUCCCCGCAUACCCCUAAGCAAGCGGAAUCGGGCUGUCGUGCAGGCUCUUAA
Molecule: messenger RNA, 486 nt
Organism: Parnassius apollo (apollo)
Lineage: Eukaryota; Metazoa; Arthropoda; Insecta; Lepidoptera; Papilionidae
Source: the annotation of a GenBank genome assembly